This is a messenger RNA of Triticum aestivum (bread wheat), 3150 nucleotides long. Its product is annotated as putative disease resistance protein RGA4. The transcript is spliced from 2 exons. Lineage: Eukaryota; Viridiplantae; Streptophyta; Magnoliopsida; Poales; Poaceae. The coding region runs from base 1 to 3150 and encodes 1049 amino acids. The record is from RefSeq and is a predicted model, not a curated record. Gene Ontology annotation, molecular function: ADP binding.
AUGGCUGCUGGCCGGCGGCCCUCACGCCGGCUGCUGGCGCACAGCCACGGGGAGGGACCCGAUUGCAUUUUUUCAAAACUAUUUUCAUGUUCAUGUAUCAAUAAGCCACAAACUGGCAACCAAGGCCAUGCAGCUCGCCACACCAUCGGUAACAAGUGGCUUCCACUAUUUUCAUGUUCAUGUAUCAAUAAGCCACAAACUGGCACCAAGUCUGAUAGUGCCAGUCAUGUUGAUGAGUUGACAUUUGAUAGAGUGUCUAUGUCCAAGAAAAUUAAGUUAGUGACCAAGGAUAUACAUGCAUUGUGCGAUAUGCUCUCCAAAUUGCUCAGUGUUACACCCCAUAGCAGCACAACUGUAACCCUAACACGGCCUCUUGUAGGAUCAACGAUUUCACAAGAUAGACUGUAUGGUAGAGAGGACAUUUUUGAGAAAACCAUAAAUUGUAUCACCAGCUGCUGUGAAACCCUUUCUAUUCUUCCCAUAGUUGGACCAGGCGGUAUUGGAAAAUCAACACUUACUCAACACCUGUAUAAUGACACAAGGACCCGAGAACACUUUAGUGCCAGGGUCUGGAUAUCUGUAUCCACUGAUUUCGAUGUGCUUAAGCUAAACCAGCAAAUCCUAAGCUGCAUGCCUGCUACUGAAGAAGAAGAAAGCAAAACUACACAUGAAACAAAUAGCUUAAGCAGCAUUCAAGAAUACAUUGCACAGAGACUGAGAUCUAAAAGGUUUUUAGUUGUCUUGGAUGAUGUAUGGAAAUGUGAUAAUAUGUCUGAAUGGAAAAGUCUGUUAGCUCCGUUCACAAAGGGGGAAGCCAAAGGCAGCAUGAUAAUUGUCACAACUCGGUUUCCAAAACUAGCAGAUAUGAUGAAAACAGUUGAUCAACUACCACUAGAACUGCAAGGUUUGGAGCCUAAUGACUUCUUCGCAUUCUUUGAAGAACGUAUCUUUGGUGAACUCGACAGACCUGAAGGUUACAUUGACAUUUUGAGUGGUAUCGCAAGAGAAAUUGCAUAUAAGUUAAUGGGUGACCCUCUAGCAGCCAAAACAGCCAGUCGACUAUUGAGGAAAAACAUGUCUCAGGAACAUUGGAUGGCAGUUCUUGAACACAAGGAAUGGGAAUGUAGUAAAGACGGUGACGAUAUUAUGUCAUCACUGUACACUAGCUACGACUACCUCCCUUUUCUCCUGCAAAAAUGCUUUUCCUACUGUGCCCUUUUCCCAAAAGGUCAUAGGUUUAGUCAUUUAGAAAUGAAUCGUUUUUUGACUGCGGUAGGCAUCAUAGACUCUACUCACCAAGACGAUACAAAUUAUUUGGAAGAACUAGUGGACAAUGGUUUUCUUCUUAAGGCAGAUGAUUUGAUUGGUCAAAACUAUAUAAUGCAUAAGUUAUUGCAUGACCUAUCUCAAAAGGUUUCAGUACAAGAAUGCCUCAACAUAAGUGGAUCAGAUUUUAAAUCUGACACAGUUCCACAAUCUAUUCGACACCUGUCUAUCACUUUGAAAGAUACAUAUGAUGAAAAUUUUCUUGAAGAAGUGAGUAAACUAAAAACUAGGAUAGACAUUGCAAAUUUACGGACUUUGAUGAUUUUCUGUGAAUAUCAAGGAAAUUUUGCUGGUAUUUUAAAAGAUACGUUUGAGGAAGUAGAUAGUCUGCAUGUCCUAUUUAUAGUUGUGAAAUCCCUGGAUGAUUUGCCAAAAGGCUUUUCAAAACUUAUCCACCUCCAGUACCUCAAACUUGGAUCACCUUAUGGCAUAGAGAUGGCAUUACCUAGCACACUAUCAAGAUUUUAUCACUUGAAAUUCUUAGACCUAGAAGAUUGGCAUGGUAGUUCUAAUGUUCCAAAAGACAUUAACCGCCUUGUGAAUUUGCAAGACUUCAUUGCUAAGAAAGAACUCCACUCCAGUGUUCCUGAGGUUGGAAAGAUGAAGUAUCUACGGGAACUAAAAGAAUUCUGUGUUAAGAAAGAGAGUGUUGGAUUUGAAUUAAGAGAGCUGGGGGAAAUGACAGAGCUUGGAGGAGAACUCAGAAUAUGCAAUCUCGAAAAGGUAGCAACCAAAGAAGAAGCUAGUGAAGCCAAACUGAAGUCCAAAAGGAAUCUGAAGAAGUUAACAUUAGUUUGGGGCAGUGAAGAACGGACUGUAGAUGGUGAUGUUCUUGAUGGUCUUCAACCACAUCCUGAUCUUAGAGAGCUUUGCAUUGCAAAUCAUGGUGGUGCUGUUGGUCCCAGCUGGUUGUGUGUUGACAUUUUGCUGAAACAGCUAGGGGCUCUCCAUCUGGAAGGGUUGUCUUGGGACACUCUUCCACCUUUUGGGCAGCUACCAUACCUCACCAAACUCGUUUUGAAGAAGAUUUCUGGAGUGCGUCAGUUGAGAAUACAGGACAUGGCAUCGCUGGAGUCAUUGAUGAUAUGUAGAUGUGGCAACUUCUUCUCUGGGUGUUCCGUGGAAGAAGCAGGAGGAGGAACUGGGACAAUGAAGCCUUUCCCUGCUUCCCUCAAGAAGCUUGGUAUUUCAACUGAGUCAAGCAUACAGUCAAUGGCUCUGCUCUCAAACCUCACGUCUCUCACCCAUCUGACACUAAAAGAUUGUGUCAAGUUAACAGUGGAUGGAUUCAAUCCGCUGAUCACAGUAAACCUGAAGGUAUUGGUGGUAUUUAACUGCAGAUGGGACAGAAGUUGUCCUGAAUCUAUAGCAGCGGAUCUGCUCUCAGAGGUGGCAAGUAGCAGAGUAAUGCCUGCAGGAUCCUUCCAAUUGGAACAGCUCAAGGUGGAGAGCAUCUCGGCAGUGCUUGUCGCUCCCAUCUGCAACCUCAUUGCCACUACCAUCCACACAGUGAUCUUCUGCCAUGAUCACCGGGUCAAAAGCUUCACGGAAGAGCAAGAAAAGGCGCUUCAGCUCCUCACAUCACUCCGACACCUCGGAUUUGAUGGUUGUGGGGCUCUGCAGUCCCUCCCACGAGGGUUGCAUCGCCUUUAUUCACUGGAGAACUUAGAGGUCCUUUGGUGUUGUGAAGUCCAAUCCAUACCCAAGGAGGGCUUCCCUGUUUCACUGCAAAACCUACGCAUAAGGCCUUGCAGGACCGAGGUUAAGGAGCAAAUUGAGAAAAUCAGAAUAACAAACCCGGAUUUAUCUGUACAGUACGAGUAA